This is a messenger RNA of Gekko japonicus, 3940 nucleotides long. It is a transcript of the gene SIAH1, whose product is annotated as siah E3 ubiquitin protein ligase 1. Gene Ontology annotation, molecular function: zinc ion binding; ubiquitin protein ligase activity; ubiquitin conjugating enzyme binding. The transcript has 2 exons. NCBI's taxonomy places the organism in Eukaryota, Metazoa, Chordata, Lepidosauria, Squamata, Gekkonidae. The coding region runs from base 532 to 1473 and encodes 313 amino acids. Gene Ontology annotation, cellular component: cytoplasm. Gene Ontology annotation, biological process: multicellular organism development; proteasome-mediated ubiquitin-dependent protein catabolic process. The record is from RefSeq and is a predicted model, not a curated record.
CAAUGGUUUGGCCACACGAGGCACCGGACUGAAAUCUGGAGUUCCCUCUUCUGCCUUGACUGUGUCCGCCUCGUCCCCUCGCCUCUUCGCUGUCAGUUUGCGCUUGGACGCCCGAUCCCGCGGUAUUCCCGGGCGCUCUUGUAGAUCGGUAGCUGGAGCAAGAGGAGUGUGUGGGUUUUGGGGUUAUUUUUUUGUUGGGGGGUGGUGGAAUUUCAGAAUCCAUUUUAGGGAAACUUGCUGAGCAGAGUGAAUAACGCCGGAGACUGUCGACAUCUCCAGCUUCGUUCAGUUUUCUCCUCUCCUUUCCGUGGGUCCUCACUUUGGAUUACUUUGGAAACUUUGCUUGGAGUGGGAAGUUGGAUUGGAACGACCUUGCUUUUUUCAGUGCGCGCCCUCUUCGCGUGGAUUUUUGCUCCGUUCUGAUUACGGUAUUAGCGCUGGCCGCCUCCAAGCCUGGAGUUUCUAGGAGGGGCCUCUGUUGUGGAGUGUUUUUGUUUCUAUGGAGAAACGCCAUGAGCUGUUCUGCUCCUCAUGACGGGGAAAUCCGCCUUCAGUUUUUUAUAUGCGUGGAAAGGAGUCCUUGAUACAUGUCUGCCAGGAAACAAAACCAACAAAAGAAAAGAAAUGAGCCGUCAGACUGCUACAGCACUUCCUACGGGUACCUCCAAGUGUACACCAUCCCAGAGGGUACCUGCAUUGACUGGCACCACCGCAUCCAACAAUGACUUGGCCAGCCUAUUUGAGUGUCCCGUGUGUUUUGACUAUGUACUGCCACCUAUUCUGCAGUGCCAAAGUGGCCACCUCGUCUGUAGCAACUGUCGUCCCAAACUCACGUGCUGUCCGACUUGCCGAGGCCCAUUGGGCUCUAUUCGUAACUUGGCUAUGGAGAAAGUUGCCAACUCUGUACUGUUUCCUUGUAAAUACGCCUCCUCUGGCUGUGAGAUAACUUUGCCUCACACUGAGAAAGCAGACCACGAAGAGCUUUGCGAAUUUAGGCCUUACUCAUGUCCGUGCCCUGGUGCUUCUUGUAAGUGGCAAGGAUCUCUGGAUGCUGUCAUGCCCCAUCUCAUGCACCAGCAUAAGUCAAUCACGACGCUACAGGGAGAAGAUAUUGUUUUCCUUGCUACAGACAUUAACCUUCCUGGUGCUGUUGACUGGGUUAUGAUGCAGUCUUGUUUUGGCUUCCAUUUCAUGUUGGUGUUGGAGAAACAGGAGAAGUACGAUGGUCACCAGCAGUUCUUUGCAAUCGUACAGCUGAUAGGAACGCGGAAGCAAGCUGAAAAUUUUGCUUACCGGCUCGAGCUGAACGGUCACAGGCGGCGAUUGACUUGGGAAGCAACACCUCGAUCAAUUCACGAAGGGAUUGCGACCGCCAUAAUGAAUAGUGACUGUCUAGUCUUCGACACCAGCAUCGCGCAGCUUUUUGCAGAGAACGGCAAUUUAGGCAUCAACGUGACGAUUUCAAUGUGUUGAGACCGCAACCCAACAUUUUGAGGCCAGUGUCUGGUGGUGGUGGGGAUCCCCUCUCCCCCACCAUUGCAUUCAGUUUCAUAGAAAUCAAGGUAAACAUCUUUGGCUGCCAGAUAUGAACAGUUUAAUAGGGAGAGGUUGGCGCAUAUGAAAAGUAAAUUAAUGGAAAGGCUGUGGAAAGUACAGGAAACAAGUUGCAUGUAAUAACACUAAUAUAUUUAAAAGUAAGUCAGCAGUAAACCACUGAAAUAUAUAUAUAUGUGUGUAUAUAUAUAUUAUACCCAAAAUGGGCAUCUUUUUGUAUUAAGAAUCGAUUCUACGGAAAAGUGUUGUAAAAUAAUUCUAAACUUGUUUGUAGAUUGAUUGUACGUUUUGAAAAGGAAAACUGUUUUGUGUUUCAUUUGUGUUCUUUUUUUUCCUUUUGACUGACAAGCCAUGCAAGGCGGUCUGGUGUCUGACCGUUUUUUCUCCCUCCUCCUCCCCGGCUGACCCCACUCCCGAGUCACUACAUAGUAUUGCUGCUGUUCUUGUGUACAUUUUUGUGUAUUUGCUAAUUUUUAUUAACUUCUAGUUUUUCAUUAAAUAAAUGACUUUCUUUUCUGUAAUUCAGGUUCCCCCCCUCUUUUGUACCUUUUGGAAUUAAUUGCAGGUGUCACCUUCUGCUACGCAUAAUUGAUUAUGGUAAAGUGUAUACUUCUGUAUAUUCGGUAACUCCUUUUUUGUGCAAUACUGCCAUUGGUUAUAGUACAGAUUAGUCCUAUGGACCUAUUUGGAAGUUCUGCCCGAAUAACUCUGUGCAGGAUUGCAGCCCUUUCCAGUUAGUCAAUUUGAUGAUAUUGUCAUUCGACUAUUUUGUGAACAUGAUGAUCUCUGAAGGAGAUGCUAUUGGACGAAUUCUAAAAAAAAUUAAAAAAUGGAAUCUUUUAAAUUGCAGAUGCCAUUUGUAUUUAAGUUCAAACCUAGCUGCAGGUCUUUUUUUGUUUGGGGAAUGUUCUAAUUUCAAGGAAGUGAAAGUUUAGGCACAUUUUCAAAGAAAUUUAAAGACACUUAGACAUUUAAAGUCAUUCUUGUAUUUAUUGGUUGUGCAGUACAAGAAGGCGUUGUCUAUACAGUAUUUGUAAACAAUUAAGACAGACCAUUUGUUUAAAAGAAGCAGUUGAAAUAAGCUGUGUUUGGUCUUUUUUUAAAUUCUGUCAUUAAAAGAAUUCCUGGCAAACUGAAAAUUUAGUGGGUUUUUUUUCCCUUGGCCCUAAUGCAAACCUUACCCAAAGGAGUAUCACUUAGAAUUUCUUAUCCCUCUGCCUGUUCUUGCGCCAAAUGAAUGUGGGAUCAUAGUCUAGGCAAAUUUUGUUUGCCAGAGGCCACUCUCUUUGGGGCGUUACUGAUUUUCUAGAAAUUAGAGAUGUAUUCUUAAGGUGUUCUGUUUUAGUAAUGGAAGUCAUGCUGAUUCUGUAUGCUAAUGAAUUUCAAAAAAGUUGUUUAAAGUGGGGUAAAUCAUUGGAGUGGAGCUGCGGCUCUGUGGUAGAGCACCUGCGUUGCAUGCGCAAGAUCCCAGGUUCUGUCCUCAGCAUCUCCAGUGAAAAAGGUACAGACAGUGGAUGAUGUGAAAGACCUAGUUUAGAUACUGGUGAGUCACUGCUAGUCCAGAGUAGACAGUGCUGACUUUGAUAGAUUGAAGGUCUGGCUUGGUAUUAGGCAACUUCGUGUGCUCAUCUGUAAGCUGCUCCUGCAGGACAAGCAAGUGAGGAAUGGGAAGAAUGCAGUUUACUGGAAUGACCAGGUACUGGCAGCACACCUGGCAUGAUGCCAGGGUGGGAUGGGAAGGUUACUUUCCAUUCUUUGAUGAGCCCUUCUACAUGUCUUUGCCUGCAGGCUGGAUCGUGCCUUUAUUUAUUAUUAAUCUGUUGUUAAAUUGCACUUUGCUAUAUAUAAAUAGCUUGCCAUGGUUCUGAGUUCAGUAGACCAGAAUUGUCCUGGAAAGGGCAUGGUCUGUGCUGCUAACCACUUCUCAAUUUAAAAAAACAGGCAAAGAAUCGCCAGGGGUGUCCAGGUAAGUGAGCGUGGAAUAAAGGCUUCUGUUUGUCAUAAGGCAAUGAUGUCCAUUCAGUGUGAAAUAUAGCUGUUUUUAUUCUCUCGCAUGGUUUGAUACGUCACUUGUUACCUAAUUUGAUUCCAAAGCCCAGUUUAAAGAUGUCACCUCCCUCCCCCUGCUUUCCCUAAAGAGGGGGUACAAAGUAAAGCAAAGAGUAUAUAUUUUUAGAUGCUUCUUGAAUGCAUGCAGUUGAAGGGCGCAUGCCUAGAGAAACCUUGGCAGCAUGGUUCUUGAAUAACUUCACAACCAUGUCAGAUGCUGGAUUUGAUGCCAGCAGUAUGUUUAACACCACCAGGGGAUUACACACUGCAGGCACUUCGUCUGGCUUUGGUACUAAGGCCCCGGUCACAUGGCAAAGUUGCCGCAGGAGAGGCACGG